Rotaria socialis is the source of this 624-nucleotide messenger RNA. The record is from the annotation of a GenBank genome assembly. NCBI's taxonomy places the organism in Eukaryota, Metazoa, Rotifera, Eurotatoria, Philodinida, Philodinidae.
AUGAAUUACGUUGACAUCUAUGACAAUAGUAAAAAGGCUAUUGUUCAAUUGGUAAUUAGUCCAGACAAUGUUGUUCCAUCAAAUUAUUUUGUUGCAACAUUCCCUGGUGCCACUGGCUUAAUCUAUAAAAAUAGUGAUUCGAAUAAAUUUGUUUCAAUACCAAAAGAUGUUAACGGAAAUUUUCGCUGGGAAUGGAAUCCAAAUAUUGUCUACGAUGUAAUAUAUGCAGAUCCUUCUCGAAAUCGUUCAUUAUCAUCUUCAUCAAAUAAAUCGAAAUAUUCAAAUUGGUUUGCUGUAAUCGGAAGCAUCAUUUUUAUGUGGACCGGUUCAAUGAUACCGUCUCUUUGGUCUAAUAUCUAUGAAGAAAUUAUGAAAUAUAUCUUAUAUGAUCGAUCUAGCCACUCACCAACUGAAGGAUCAUCUUUUAUAAUACGAAUUAUUCUUUUGAUUAUUCUUUCGUUGAUCUAUAUUAUAUCUGCAAUAUUUGUAACACCAGCAUUAAUCAAAUAUCUAUUCAAUAAGGUUACAGCUUGCAUUCAGACGAUUGACUUACAAACGUUGGCUUAUCAUGCUCCAAGUCCAGUACCAUUUGUUCUUGAUAAUCGUAUUAAUGAAGCAUUGUGA